Molecule: messenger RNA, 6690 nt
Organism: Parasteatoda tepidariorum (common house spider)
Lineage: Eukaryota; Metazoa; Arthropoda; Arachnida; Araneae; Theridiidae
Product: afadin
Biological process (GO): signal transduction; regulation of protein localization
Cellular component (GO): adherens junction
Molecular function (GO): cell adhesion molecule binding
Source: RefSeq, a predicted model, not a curated record
GUCAAUCCUGCGCAUUUAGUUUUCAAAUUCAGUAGGUUUGCCUGUUUACGAAGCUCUACGUCGUCGCAUGUCGACAAACAAUAAAAUGUGUUUUUUGUAGUGGAAUGGUGCCUAUAUGUGUUCUGUGUCCGUAAAGAGAUUAUGUGUGUAUUUUUUACAAUUUCAAGUGUAUAAACCGUCCAAACAAUAAUUAUACCGAAAAUUCGUCAUCGUUUUAAUUAUGGCAAAUGAUCGUGAUAAGAAAGCCCAAGAAAGGGAGAAGUUAAAGAAUAUUAUUGACCAAUGGAAUGCUAACCGAUUGGAUAUAUUUUGGCUGUCGGAACCCAAUGAGGAAUUAGAGUUCCAUGGGGCUAUGAGGUUUUAUUUCCAAGAUGCUGGUCAAAAGGUAGCUACCAAAUGCAUAAGGGUUGCCAGCACAGCAACUACAUCAGAUGUAAUAGAAACAUUAAUAGAAAAAUUCCGUCCAGAUAUUCGAAUGCUUUCUAUUCCUGAAUAUGCCCUUUAUGAAAUUCAUGAAAAUGGAGAGGAGAGGAAGUUAAAAGGAGAUGAGAGGGUCCUUCUUGUGCAGCUAGACUGGCAUAGAGAUGACCGAGAAGGGAGAUUUCUUCUUCGACGCAUGGAUGAAAAGUCCUAUAUCUCUAGUAUGGAUGCUUGUGAUAAUGAAAAUUUCAAAAGAAAAUUAUCUAAACGUGAAAAGAAAGAGAAGAAGAAGAAAGAAAAACGAGAGAGACUGAAGGCUGCUGAAGAAAGUAAGAAAGAUGGUAUAGCUGAGCGACUAUACUCUGAGCUUCCUGAAACAAGCUUUACUCGAUCAAUUUCCAAUCCAGAAGCAGUUAUGCGAAGAAGGAGGCAGCAAAUAUUAGAGAAAAAACUUCAACAGUUUUGUCAAGAGGGUGGCACUGAUGCAGGUGGUACCUUGAGAAUAUUUGGAGAAGCUUUAAAUAAAGAUGUGCCUUACAAAACACUUUUACUUUCUACAAAAGAUACUGCAUCCUAUGUGGUAAAAGAGAUAUUGAAUAAAUAUGGGUACGAUAAAGAAGAUCCUUUUAUGUAUUGUCUUGUACAAACUAUAGUAUCACAUCAUACAAAUGAUGGUCCCGAUCUUCAAAAUGGCGGUAUCAGAGAAUAUAUAUUAGAUGAUGAUGAUUGUCCUCUGAUGAUUCAACAGCAGCAUAAUCGGAACAAAGGUGCCUUAUCAUUUCAUGUUCGAAGACGACCUGCUGAUUACCAGCCCAGAAAGAGGAAAAAAAAGCCUAAGCCAACUAAAAAUGAUGAUAUGAGUUACAGGCAGGAUGACACAAUUGAAAAACUACCCUAUCUCCUCGAAUUAAAUUCAGAUGGCAGUGAUGGACAUGGGCCUCCCAAGAAACAUAGACUUUAUCUUAAUGUUACUGAAGUUGGUAGUGAAAGAAGUAGCUCUAUCGGGGGACAAUAUUUGCAGCUCUUUGGUCCAAAUGUCCAACCCCGCCACUGUGUCAUUGCUCAUACGCAGGGAAUAGUUACUGUCACUCCUAGCAGUAGAGAUGCAGAAACUUAUGUGAAUGGUAUGAGAAUAUAUGAAACAACUAUCUUACAGAAUGGAAUGGUUGUGCGGUUUGGAAAACUACAUACUUUUAGAUUUGUAGACCCACUUCAUGACCAGAAACAUGGCAUGUUACCUGACCCUCGACAGCAUCCUGAAUUUAUAGAAAGAAGUCGAAGGGAGGACCAGGUGUCUCUACAUCAUCAUGGUAGCUAUGAAACUACAUUUGAUGCGGAUGGCAAUGUCGAAACAGUAUCCACACAUUCCAGAGAAGAGCGUCUUUCCAAAAAGUCUGACGAUGCUCUUUCUCAUAGGUCAUUAGGUCGUGAAAGUACACAUGGACGCAGUAGUGAGAGAUAUGACCAGAAGAGGGGCAAUGAUCCUAUUCUUCCAGCUGUUUUAGAAUUCUGGGAAGAUGGUGAAGAAGCUUUUCUAGCUGCAUCAAUUACUCAGCUAGAUCCUAGUCAAGUGCAAUUUAAACUGUCACCAACAUAUGCUCUGUAUAUGGCUGCUCGAUAUCGUGCCUCAACACAUUUCAGGCCCGAAACUACCCCGAAUGAUCGUGCUCGUAGGCUGACAGCUUUAAUGAACAAUGUAGCAGCUGUUAUGCAUCAAGUUAUACAGGAUCGAUAUCGAGAUGCAACUGCUCUGGCUUUUUGGCUUGCUAAUACUUCUGAAUUGCUUCAUUUUCUGAAACAAGAUCGCCAUUUAAGUGCAUAUACUCUUGAUGCCCAAGAUUUACUAGCAGAAAGUGUUCAGCUGGCUUUUCGAAGUCUUGUAACGUGUCAACAAGUAGAACUGCAAGAUGCAAUGCCAGCUUUCCUUGAAGACCGUGAUGAUGUCAAUGAAGAAGAAGGUACAACUGCUGAUGUUUUAGCUGUGCUAGCAUCUGCUAUGUCACUUUUGAGGCGAUGCCGUGUCAAUGCAGCUCUCACCAUCCAGAUGUUUUCACAACUUUUUCACUUCAUCAACAUGUGGCUGUUCAAUAAAGUUGUAUGUGAAACCAGAAUGAACCUUUGUACGAGACUUUGGGGUGCAAGACUAAAGAGAAGGUUGGGACGUGUGGAAGCAUGGGCUGAGAAACAAGGAUUGGAAUUAGCUGCUGAUUGUCAUCUCAGUCGUAUUGUGCAGGCUGCUCAUUUAUUGCAAGCUCCAAAAAGUAAUUCUGAAGACCUGGCUUCCAUUAGUUCUCUUUGCUUUAAACUGAACUCGCUGCAGUUACAAACACUCUUAGAACGAUAUCUACCUUCAGAUGAUGAACCUCAUAUACCUCAGGAAUUUAUUGAAAGUGUUGUAAAGGUUGCUGAAAAUACUGCUGAUGAACAAGCUAGAAGUGAGGGUAGAGAUAUUAAACUUGAAGAGGACUCUGAUUUACAAUUGCCUUUCUUGUUGCCUGAGGAUGGUUAUUCUUGUGAUAUUGUUCGAGGAGUUCCAGCUGGAUUGCAAGAAUUUUUGCAACCACUUAUUCAAGCAGGUCUGUGUCGUCUUACAAUUCAGCCUACAUCUUCUGGGUAUUGGACUAUUUACAUGUCUGAUCAAGAUAUUGGCAGGUUGCCUUCUGGGGCACGUAGUCCGAGUUUACACAGUCAUGUUGAUGAUAGCAGCAGCUGGAAAAACCAAGAAGCAGAAGUAGUUACAAUCCGUUUGCAGAAAAGUAAUAAUGGCAUCGGUCUGAGCAUUAUUGCUGCUGGGGCUCCCUCUGAUGCUGACAAGCUCGGAAUCUACAUAAAGUCUGUUGUAAAAGGCGGUGCUGCUGACCUAGAUGGCAGAUUGCAAGCUGGUGAUCAAUUAUUGAAAGUAGAUGGGCAUUCUUUGGUGGGAGUUAACCAAGAAAAGGCUGCUGAAUUAAUGACACGAACUGGUCCUGUUGUUACCUUAGAAGUUGCUAAACAAGGUGCAGUUUUUAAUGGUCUGACUGAUUUGCUAACUAAACCUUCACCUACAAUUCAAAGAGGACCUCGCAGAAUGAGUGAGCGGGAUAUUCCAUCGAGGGUUAUGAAUGAAAAUGGUCAUGAUGGGAGAAUACCUCCAGGAUCUAACCACCUGUUACCUCCUCGAAUGCAGAGCAGUAAAAGUGUUCCUUCUUUAAAUAGCAACCAUGAACCAGACCCCCCAGGUAUUCAACAGAAUGGAAGCAUCCGAUCACAGGAGGUUUACAAUCCUGCAUACAGCCGAACGUCCUCAACUGCUUCAAUACCAAAAGUGAAUGAAUUCCCAGACCACCACUCUCGUUCAAAAUCUGCAAAUAACUUGCGACAUGACAUGCCUAAUGAUCCAAGGCUGCAUUAUCCUCAAGAUGAUCAAAACCCACCUCCGUAUCCCGGACUUCCUGGUGGUCCGAAUAAUCGUGCUGUUUCCCACCCAAAUAUCCAACAGUCGCAAGCUCCAAUGCAUGCACCCCCUCAAGUGUCAUCGUUACCGCCACCUGCAAUCCAAGAAGAAAGACAUUAUCAAAAUAUUAGCCUAUACCAGCAACCACCACAACCACAGAUGAAUCAUUCACCAAAUCCUCAUAAUAUACACAUGAGGCCAUCCUCUCAAGCACAUCCUCAGCAGCCACCAAGGUCUCUACAUGGUUCACAAUCUUCUCUAAAUAGACCUGAUCAACAAGGUUUGCAAUCAUCAAUGGAUCGUUCAAGACCACUUUCUACAUUAGUUUCUACUAGGGAGCAAGAGCAAUAUGCAAAUUCAAUGGGUUAUCCUCAUCCUAAUUCGGGACCACCUAAAUCACCUAGAGCUGCUCCCCACAAUUCCAUGGAUCCUCAUUAUGGUCAACAAGGAUACAUUCCUCCUAGACCAGUUCAUGAUCAACGGGAACUGCGUAACCCUGAAAUGAUGCGACCACAUGACCAUGAUCCAAGAUCCUUCCCUGAAAAUGUUUCUCAUCCUGAUAUGCAUAACAGAUCACAUCCAAUGCAUCCUCAGGAUUACAACAUGAUGCAUAUGGACCCCAGGCAAAGAGAUUUGUUACGACAAGAAGCAAAAAUGGAAGAGAUGCGAGAAGAAAUUCGUCGCCGUGAAGACAGAGAAAGGCAAAUGAUUCAGCAACAACCACCUCAAAUGGGGCGAGGUGUUAACUUCCCACCACCUCGAGGAAUGAAUGUUAUGAACAGACCUCCACCAAAUUAUCACCCAGGUCCUCCAGUUGGUGGUCAUAUGCAUAAUCAGUAUCCAUCUGGACCACCAGCUCCGGCUCCAAAACCGCGUCCCCAAUUCUAUAAUAACCAACCUGAAAGGUUUCAAAGACCUCCCACUGGGUAUUUGCCACCUUCAGAUAACCCAUCUGUAUAUGAUACGUCGGCUCACCAUCUGGUGCCACAGAACGGUCCAAGGGCACCAUUGCAUCAAAAUCAACCACCACCUGUUGUCAGCUAUCGCUAUGGUCCAUCAGGAUAUCCUCCCAGAGCAGAAGAUGGCAUGGGACCUAAACCUAGUCGUCAACCGCAACCUGAUCCACGGCUAUCGUCUCCCCAUAAACCAUCACCAAACAUGAGCCAAAAUUCCAGGAUUGCUUACGAAGCUUCUCAAGCAGUAAGUGGGCAUGAUAAAAAAGAAGCGUCAAAUCUUUUAAGUCCUUCCCCUUGGGAACGAGAGGAAAAAGAAAAGAUUUCCAGCAAAUUUGGUACCUUUAAUAUUGCUACUCAUAUUUUGCACAAGCAAAGGCAAGAAGAAGCCAGACGUGCUCGUGAUGAAGAGAUAAGAGAGCUGGAAAGUCGUCCUCACAUAACAGCCCAGCAGGAAGAUCGCUUGCGUGCAUUGAGGCUGGAGCAAGAAUUCCAAAGGCGUGCUGAAGAGUUACAUGGAGAUGAAGAUGAUGACGAAGAUGAGGACUUGCUUGAUCGAGCAGAAAAUCGUGAACGAAAAUUAAAAAUGCAGGAAGAUUUAGAAAGAGCUCGUCUAAGGCGCUUAGAAUGGGAAGCACAACAAGGUCAAAACCAAAUAAAAAUGCAGCCUCCUUUAGGCCACAAUGAAGAGUGGCGAAGGCAACAACAGUCUAUAGAGGAACAAGAGGACAGACUGCGACAGCUACGGAUAGAAGAGGUUCAAAGAAAGCGAGAACUAGAGGUUGCUAAGAAUGCAGAAGAGAGGUUGUUACGAGAGGCUAAACGACGACAGGAUGAAUUCAAAGCACCAAUGAACCUUCCGCAUCAAAAUCGUUCUCAGCCUGUCAUGAGUCCACAAAUGAUUAAUAAUCAGCAGCCAAUCACCAACAACCAUCCAGUUACAAACUAUCCCAUGGAGAAAGCUAAGCGCAAUGACAUUUCAAAUCAGCAAGACGUUCCACCCCCUCUUCCUACCUCUCCUCCCCCAAUUGAACCCAGUUAUCAAACUGUUUAUAGUCAAAAGCCGGCAUCAAUGCGCAAUCAGCGUUUGAAUGACAACCCUCAAGCCAAUUAUGAGAAGCAACAUGAACCACCAGCUCCACCCACAAGAAAAUCAUCCUAUGAAGUAACCAAUCAGAUGUCUGCCAUGAGUGGGAACAACCGAUAUACUCCCUCAUCCAUGAGGAACUGUGAUAGCAAUGGCCCACACCAUCCCAAGAAAGUAUCUUUUCACGAUUCUCCCGUAGAGAAUGCAGAGUGCGACACAAAUGGCAAUCUCAAUUCUCUCGGUUCCAACAACUCACAGUCUUACACACUGGACGAUAUUAACGAAGUGCUCGCAACCCCUCAUAAUAGUCAAAACCUGAACACUUAUGCUCCGGGCAGCACGCCAGGUGUUAUUGGUAGUCAGGAGGUGUACAGGGAUCCUAGACAACGGAUUGAAGCCGAGAGGACGCAGCAAGAGCGGGGUGUGGGCAGGAAUCCUGGACCUGAAAAACUCACCUUCAAAGAAAAAAUGAAAAUGUUUGCACAAGAGGUGGGUGAGCAGGAAACGCCUAAAGAUAAAGUAAAAAUAUCUCGAGCUCAAAGAGACAUUGAAGUGAACCUUAAUGGAAGUAAUGUGAGUUGAAAGAAUUGUGGUUAUCAUUUGUUGCUCAUACAGGUCUACUUAUUCAUUUAUGUUGAAAUCCUUCAUUAGCGUGUCCAUGAGUAGUCUACUUACAGUCAGAAAAUUUAACAGCUUUUGAUAAGCAUCCUUCAUAAUACAGCAUCCUUUAAAUUUUUAUGAUUAUAAAAAGAAAACUUAAUGUUUUGACUCAAAAAUUUUAAAAAUAAAUUAUAAAA